Molecule: messenger RNA, 2592 nt
Organism: Doryrhamphus excisus (bluestripe pipefish)
Lineage: Eukaryota; Metazoa; Chordata; Actinopteri; Syngnathiformes; Syngnathidae
Source: RefSeq, a predicted model, not a curated record
AGUUAGCAAAGCGUCGAGCCUGUCGCGAGACAAAGCGAGGAGGCGAAGAAGGAUAAUCAAGUUCCAAACAUCUAAAAUGUUGAAAUAUCUGAUCAGGCAGAGACUAAUCGCGGCAGCCGACGAAAUAUUCGCGAUGUUUGAAAGAACCAUAGCGUCGUACGAGGAGGAAUUGUCUCGAGCAAGAGAAGAGAAGGAGCAGCAUCGACAACAGCUGGAGGCUAUUUAUUUGAGUCGGAGUAUGCUACACGUCGAAGACGUCCAGCAGAUGAUUGACCGUCAAGAAGAUGGUCCCCCUCAGCCGCAGGAGGAGAGCUCCACUUUCGAGCAGGAGGCGCCGCAGUCCCCCCACGUUAAAGAAGAAGAAGAGGAACUCUGGAUCACUCAGGAGGGGGAGAGCCUUCAAGGGAUGGAGGAUGCUGAUCUCACUGUCGUGUCCGUGAAGACCGAAGACGAUGAAGACGAACCCGAAGCGGACAACUUCUUAGCUCCGCUUUCAGAUAGCGAGACCGACGCCCGGGUCAUCACCCAUGGAGGCGUGGCCACCGAUAGAGACUGCGAAGGUGAUAUGAGGACUCGCACUGUCAGCAAACACUCGGAAUGCUCUGAAAAGGAGACGGGAAAGGAACGAUUCACCUGCACGGUGUGUUCGAAACCCUUCACUUUCAGGAGCGCUUACAAUCAACACAUGCGGACGCACACGGGCGAAAAACCCUUUAAUUGUUCGGUUUGCGGCGAUACAUUUGCUCAGAAGUGCAAUUUGACGAGGCACAUGAGAACCCACACAGGAGAAAAACCCUACACUUGUUCAGUUUGUGGGAAAAUUUACGCCGACAGACCAAUUCUGGCAUCGCACAUGAGAACGCACACAGGCGAAAAACCCUUUUGUUGCUCAGUCUGCGGCGACACGUUUGCGCAGAGGUGCAAUUUGAAUCGACAUAUGAGAACACACACGGGCGACAAACCUUUUAGUUGCUCCGUUUGUGGCGGGAAAUUCGCCCAGAAGGUUUCUUUAAACGUUCACAUGCUGACACACACGGGUGAAAAAGGCUUUAGUUGUUCCGUUUGUGGUAAAAGUUUCUCUCGAAAAGAUUACGUGAUAUUACACAUGAGAACGCACACGGGGGAGAAACCCUUCGGUUGCCCGCUGUGCGGCAAACGGUUCUCUCGAAAGAUGUUCAUGGUAUCGCACAUGAAAACGCACACGGGGGAAAAACCUUUCAGUUGUUCAGUGUGCGAUAAGAGAUUCUCUCGAAAGAUCUUCAUGGUGGAACACAUGAAAACGCACACGGGAGAAAAACCUUUUAGUUGCCCGGUUUGUGGUAAAAGAUGCUCCCAAAAAGGGAAUUUGGUGCGACACAUGAGAACGCACACAGGAGAGAAUUCCUUUAGUUGUUAAGUUCUAUUCCGAUACCGCAGUUGCUCCAAUUAACGCCUGUAUCAUGUUGGUUGCAAGAUAAAAACAAACAGUGGAACCAAUGUCUGUGGUUGUCGGCUACCUAUUGAGCUAGCUUAUAUUGACUCCCGGAGGUAGCAUUUGAGGGUUCAGUAGAAAAAUAGGGUUUGCCUGUGAAUAUUCCCAUUUAUCCAGGUCAUUGUAUCUCAGGGCGUUGCUCAAGUUGUCUUUGAAGAUGUUACGCCUCAAGACUAGGUGAGACACACUAAAAUAUUAUUAAUAAUAAAAUAAAAAUAAUUAUUUAAAAAAUAUUAAUAAUAUUAAAAUAAAAAUAAUUAUUUUAAAAAUAUUAUUAUUAAUAAUAAAAUAAAAAUAAUUAUUUAAUAAUAAUAUUAAUACUUAUGUAAUAAUAUUAUUAAUAAUUAUUAUAUAUAAUAUAUUUAUUAUAUUAUUAUAUUUGCAAAAAUGAAUAAUAUCUUUAAUGACUUCUCAUGGCCCACCUGCAGUGCCACCACAGCCCAGCACAGGGCCGCGGCCCACAUUUUGGGAAUCACUGCCCUAUAAGAUGUACACAUGGUUCGAAAGAGAAUUGAGGGAAACCUGUCGUUGCUCCCCUUCCCAAAAGAUUUAAUCAUUCAGCCUCUAACUAAUAAAGAAGACACGGCCAUCUUGAUUUCAGGUGCGUUCAUGACCCCCGUUACAUCUUAAUUGCAUGCUAACGAAGCUAAUACCACCCAAACGACUAUUAUUGGCUUGUCGUGGCCUCAUUCCGUUUUAUCCGAACGAUCGUCAUUUCUCGGACUCGAACUGUCCUAUCUAGUCUUUAAAGCAGGACUAUUGAAGCCUGGUCAUACAAAAGGUUAAACGUCUACUAAGACAACCGGAAAAGCCCAGUUGCGAUCGAUUCAAUUCCUUCUACGAACGGUUCAUGGCAGCACAUGGACGCAUCCAGGAGACGUUUCUGGUUUAUUCCAUCAGUGUCCUUCAUUUCCCCCUUGAGGGACAAAUCCGAUAGUAAAGGUUUAUUCUAUUUCAAAUGUCCUUGUAAGUCGUUGUGCCUUAACCACCUCUGUGUUAGUAUUUACUCUUUAAUAACCAACGAGUAAUUAACUGUACAUAUAUUUACCAAUAUGAGUCAAGUCCUGUGUAUUGUGUAUUGUAGCUUGUUCGUAUUCGCCAUAUCCUCAUUAAAGUUUUGA